Messenger RNA from Nannospalax galili (Upper Galilee mountains blind mole rat), 652 nucleotides. RefSeq names its product sperm acrosome associated 9 (gene Spaca9). The transcript is spliced from 5 exons. Bases 90 to 596 code for a protein of 168 amino acids. NCBI's taxonomy places the organism in Eukaryota, Metazoa, Chordata, Mammalia, Rodentia, Spalacidae. The record is from RefSeq and is a predicted model, not a curated record. Gene Ontology annotation, cellular component: acrosomal vesicle; sperm flagellum; ciliary base.
CCAGCUUCUGGGCGCUUUGUGAGUCGAAGGCCAGUCCCGCUCACGGCCAGGAUCCCUCCCGAGGGAUUCCGUGAGCCCCUAGGCCCACAAUGAACGAAGUGAAAGAGUCCCUCCGCAGCAUCAAGCAGAAGUUCAAGCUCUUCCAGCAGCAGCAGUUCACCUUCAUCUCAGCUCUAGAGCACUGCAGGGAGAAUGCCCAUGACAAGAUCCGGCCCAUCGCCAGCAUUGGACAGGUGCAGAGCUACAUGGAACACUACUGUAACAACUCCACAGACCGGCGCAUACUGCUCAUGUUCCUGGACAUCUGCUCAGAUCUGAACAAGCUCUGCCAGCACUUUGAGGCCCUGCACUCUGGCACUCCCAUCACCAACAACCUUCUGGAGAAAUGCAAAACCCUGGUUAGCCAAAGCAACGACUUGAGCAGCCUCAGAGCAAAGUACCCACACGACAUGGUGAACCACCUCAGCUGUGAUGAGGCCAGGAACCACUACGGAGGUGUGGUCAGCCUCAUCCCCAUAGCCCUGGACCUAAUGGAAGAGUGGAUUGCCCAUUCCGAGAAGCUACCUCGAAAAGUUCUACAGCAUGGGAUGACUUAGCUUCUGUACUGUUGCUUCCUGGGGGGAGACAAUCAAGAAUAAAGUGUUCUACCACC